Molecule: messenger RNA, 3337 nt
Organism: Limulus polyphemus (Atlantic horseshoe crab)
Lineage: Eukaryota; Metazoa; Arthropoda; Merostomata; Xiphosura; Limulidae
Exons: 2
Coding region: 479-2023 (514 amino acids)
Source: RefSeq, a predicted model, not a curated record
AUGACGCAACAAUACGUUUUAGUUGAAUAAUCAAUUGUUUGUCUAGCGAUAUAGGGGAAAUUACAACUAAUGAAGUGUUUGUCUAACAAUUACAGUAACUGGAAACAAGUGUUUGGUUGUUUUAUUUUGCCGAUGAUGAUUAUUAUUUUUUUUUAACAUCUGCCCCUCACCCAUGGGAUCAGCUGUAAGCUUGAAGACUUAUAGCAGUAUAAUUUUGGGUUCAAUACCCGAGAUAAACUUAAACCUAUUGUCUAUUGACAUGCUUGCUUUUGAAAUCAAAUAAAACAGCACGAGACACAACACAUAUUAUAAAUCACAAGGAAGUCUAAAAAAAAAUUGAUUGGUCGUUACUACAAGAUGACGUCAGUUUACGCGUUUGUAAAGUUCAUUAUGUGUGACGGAACCGCUAUUCAGUCCGAAGUUGCUAUACUCAAGACAAUCACGGCCUUUGGGAAGUCUGACAGGUAACCAAGAACCUAUGGGUUCCAGAGUUCUGAAGUUUACCUGCAACUGUGGGAAUUCUGACCCAGUAAAGUUCAAUCAAUAUCGUUGUCCUGAAACAAGAGAGUUGAUCGGAAUGAGAUGUAGGUCAUGUGACACUGAGUGGCUGAAGACCGGUGUUAGAUACAGGUCAAGUGACCCAGAGUGUCUUGAGACUGUUGACGGUACAAAAAGUAUCAACACGCUCUUCAUUAUUAUAGAUAACGAUAUAUUUUACCAAAAUGUGAGAGUGGAAAUAAAAAGAAACUCAACAUUCCAGGUGAGUCCUUCUCGUACGCAGAUCACCAGUUCCACAUUACUAGGAGACUAUUUGAAACCAGGAGAUCACAUCUCUUGGCACAGGCCUUACAUCAUUUGGCACCAUGCUAUUGUAGCUAAAGUCGACGAACAGGUCUUGGAAGUAAUACAUUGGACAAAGAUGGAUGGCGUGGUGCAGGUAUUAAAGGAGAAACUCAGUUUAAAGCUAUCUUUCAAGGAAGGUCCUUUGUAUCGUAUUGAUUAUUCUGAGGAGGUUGUGAAGAAAAAUCUUCCACGACUUGUUCUAGCCAGGGCUCACUCGAGGCUCAAUGAAGUUGGUUACAAUUUCUUGUUCAAUAACUGUGAAUCCUUUUCAAUCUACUGUAAGACUGGAGUGUCGCUGUGCAUGCAGAAAAAUUGGUUGUUUAACAAGAUUUCAGAAAUAGUGAAAGUAGGUCUGUCCAACAUCAUAAAAAGUAUGAUAAAAUAUGUCGUGGUUUCAGUGAAACCAAUGUUUAGGGCUGCCGUUGAAGUUGGAGUGAGCGAGUUUAUAGAAGAAGCCAUGAAAGCCGGGAACUGGGUUGGAGCAACAAUAGUGCUUCUGGUCGAAACGUUCUUCUGUUUGAAAGAUAUCUGGAAAAUUAAUAAAGAGAGAGAAGCUGGGAACCUGAGUAGAAGGGACUACAUCAAAACUCUCUCAGAGCGGAUCUUGGAAUACAUAUUUAGUACAGCGUUUGCAGUCUUGGCUGGAUUUGUUGCAGACUGGCUCGGUGGGUUUAUAUUGGGCGCCAUCAUUCAAACUGGAGUUUCUGCUAGCAUCGCAGCACUUUCAGGAAUCGGCUUGGCUCUUGUUCUUGGAAUUGUGAUUGGAGGUGUUUUAGGAGUAGCAGGCAAGGCUAUAGGGUUUGCUGUUGGUGAAAAUGUGGGAAGACAAAUAAGUGAGAGGUGUUUUCGAGAUGACCGGUUAGUCGAACUAACAAGUUUGGAGCCUGCAGAUCACCUGGUGUUCCCCGGAGGACUUCUUCACCCUCGACAUCAUGCUAUCUUUGUUGAGCACGACGGACUCGGUAAAGUCAAAAUUAUCCAUAAUACUAGCAAGCAAGGCGUAGUUAAAGAGUGGGUGGACUUUAAACCCCCUGUGUAUCGAGUUCAGUAUCGUACUAUCGAAUGUCACCCACCACACAAAGUACUAGACAGAGCACGUUCUAAGCUUGCCACCAACGAGUACAAUAUCCUAUGGAAUAACUGCAAGCAUUUUGCAAAAUGGUGUAAACUGUUGGAGUAAAAAAGCGAAUAUAACGAUUUAUUCUUGAAACCAGACAGAUUAGAGAUGGAAAUUUCACUGCUGACAAAAAUCCAACAAAAUGUUUUAAUGAAACGCUUAAGAUAUGACAUAAUUAAUUAAAGAAAGAAAUAUUUUGUCACAAUUAUAGACAACAAUAUUAGUUUCUCUAAGAAACUACAGAAGAAAAAUAUAAUUGUAAAUUUCAAGAUGUUAUAACGUUUAUCUUUCCAGAAACUUUGAUUUGAAAUAUAGUCUUUUUCCAAUUUUUAAAAUACAUUAUUUUUUAAUUUUGUUCUUUGAUUUGCUCACAGUAUCGUAAAUAACAUAAGAUGUUCGUAUUAGAUAAGUGGUGGGCAUUUUAGAUCUUAAUAUGCAUGUAUUAUUUUGUAUAUUGUUGUAUUAUGUGUAUUUUUUGUACAGUUGUUACAUGUUCUGUCAUUGGGUGGGUUCUCGUGGAUCAUCUACGUAACAAUACUGAAUGAAUUUAUUUCUUCAAUAACAUUAACUACAGGCUACUUUCACUGAUAGGCCUACCUUCACAAAAAAACUUUUCAACAAAUAUUCCGAAACUGAGUCACGCCUAACUUACUUAUAAAGUUACUUACAGAAUUUCAUCUCUAAUCGAUUGAUAACAAACACGGUGAGUAAGCUACCUUACUGACUAAAAGUAUCGCAGCCAAACGGAACAUAAUUUACUAACUGUCACUGAGCUGAAUAACUCGGUAAUUUACGCAGUCCGGUAUUUUUAUGCAAUCUAUUUUUCUCUGUACUUCGGUAAGCACCUCAUCAUGAUUACGUGAUGAUAAGCUCCCUUCUAAAUUAAUAUAUAUAUAGGUUACAACCUCAUGCUACCUAGAAUAACACGAUAUUUAGUAAUAUUGUACUAUAUCAAUGUUAUCAGUUCAAUGGAAUCAGAUACAUUUUUCUUUAUAUAUUUGUAUAUAUUUUAAUAAGAUGUACCUAGGGAUACGUUUUGAGAAGAAUGUCUAAAAUAUGUUUUCCAGAUUUGGAGUUACUUGUGAAAAUAACAUAGCCAGUAAAGUAAUACAGAGUUCCAGUGAAAAUUAUAUUUUGUUAAGAUGAAUUAAGAUAUUUGAAAUGAUUAGGUUUAGUUAUUUGCAUAAAUGCAUUGUUUAUUUGUUUGUUUUGAAGCAAAUCCACACUGUGCUAUCUACUGUGUUGACUGCUUUGUAAGUCCGUAGAAUUACCGCUGUUCUGCAAGGGGACACUUGAGUAAAUUAAAUUUACCAAUAAGAGAUGUAUGGUGUGAUUUUUGUAUUCGAGUUUAACACUAAUAAACUGACCAAUAACAAA